UUAUUUGAACAUCUUUAAUAUAUAAUACAUUGAUUAACUGAGUUUUGAGAGUUAAUGAUCUUUAAGGUCAUGAAGAAGUGGGUUCCUGUUUUGCUUUUAAGGCUUUUGGCCUUGGGAGGCACUGUGGCUGCAACCAUUGUUAUGGUCACCACCAAUGACUCUUCUGAACUCUUUGGUCUCACCUUUGAAGCCAAGUUCACCAAUUCACCAACUUUAAUAUACUUUGUUGUUGUCAAUGCCAUUGCCAGUGGGUACAGCCUCAUAGUUCUGUUCUUCUCUUCAAAGAAGUGGGCUAGACGCAUUUUGCUUGUUUCAGAUACGAUUAUGACAUUGUUGCUGGAUUCAAGCAUAUCAGCAUGUCUAGCUCUGGCACAAGUGGGGAAGCAAGGGAACAAUCAUGCUGGUUGGCUGCCAAUCUGUGGCCAAGUUUCAGAGUUCUGUGAUCAUGUUGAAGGAGCUCUCAUUGCUGGAUUUGCAGCUUCUCUGCUCUAUUUUCUACUUCUUCUUUACUCUUUCUACAAUGUCCUCAUCAAUCUUGACACCCUUAAAAUCUAACUAGUUUCGUCUCAUGUUUGGGUUUUUAGUAUUAUUUUUCUUUUUAACCUUUGCUACAUUUCUAGUAAUCAGCAUGUGCAGUUGUUUGAGGUUAUUCAAUGUAUUGAGAUAUCGAUAUCAAUGUCUUUUUUGUAUCGUGCGCAACUAUGUAUCUUAUUUGAGUUGUAUCAGGUAUUGUUAACAGACAAUUUGGAGAUAGAGCUCCACUGAUUCGGUCUGAA
Messenger RNA from Ipomoea triloba (trilobed morning glory), 776 nucleotides. Its product is annotated as CASP-like protein 1C1. Lineage: Eukaryota; Viridiplantae; Streptophyta; Magnoliopsida; Solanales; Convolvulaceae. The transcript is spliced from 3 exons. The record is from RefSeq and is a predicted model, not a curated record. The coding region runs from base 55 to 555 and encodes 166 amino acids.